AUGUCUGGAUCGUCUGAGGCGUCGAAUGAGCAACCCGAUAGCGUUGCGAUAUUGGAACUGAUAGGAUUUCUGGCUCCAAACACUCGUCUCGACGUGCGACGUACGGCUCUUCAGUAUGUUGUUUCUCUCAGUGGAGCCUUGGACGGCUCUGCUUCUCGACUUUUCAUGAGCAAUGACUGUGCCAUGGGAGCGGCUGUAUGCAAGCUUUGUGAGAGCACAGAAUCGGACAGAUCCCAAACAUUGUCUGCCCUCACCAACUUCUCAUCUGGUUCACCGGAAGUAGCGAACUUCAUUCUGACACGCUCAAGAUGCACUCAGCUGGCUUUCGAUGCCUGUCGCUCCCACACCAUGUUCGCCAACUUCGCUGCUCGUCUUCUGGCGAAUCUGUCGAGGCACUUUCCAGAUCGAGUGAAUGAACUUCUUGAGCAACACGAUCCCAAAGCGCUUGAUAUUAUUGUGGAUCUUUUUUCGACAUCUUCUGAAGAUACGACGUCAUCGCUAGUGGGCUACACGCUUGUGAAUAUGUCAACAUUGUCGGCAGUCAGACAUCGUUUGGUCGCCAGCAGCUUACUAAAUAAGAUCUGCCCCCUAACACUGGUGGAAGAGAAGAAGGAGAUGGCUGCGGAUGUUCUGCGUAAUCUAGCAUUCGAAGACGCCCUUCAUCCGGUUCUUCUCAACGAGUCCGAUGACUACUUGGUUGCUCUGGUAGCUCCCCUGGCUGACUGCUCUGAUGAUUUGGGCGACGAAGAGAUUGAAAAGUUGCCUCUAAGACUCCAGUACUAUGAAGGAACUCGUGAGCCGUCGAUUUCAACGCGACAAAAACUGAUUGAAGCCCUCUACCAGUUGUGCUCCACGCGACAUUCUCGUGAAUAUCUUCGCAAGAAAGGAGUUUAUGCCAUACUUCGAGAACUUGAUCGAGCAACCGAAGACGUAAAUGAGAAACCACAGCAAACAGGCUGGAUUGGUGGCGUGAAGUUACUGGCGGCGCAACAGGACCACACUCUCCACGCUCUGAUCGGAAUAUUAAUUCGUCUUGAAGAUGAAAUGGCCGUGCAUCCUGACAUCGAAAGCCUACGAUCACUUGAAUAG
Molecule: messenger RNA, 1089 nt
Organism: Haemonchus placei
Lineage: Eukaryota; Metazoa; Nematoda; Chromadorea; Rhabditida; Trichostrongylidae
Source: the annotation of a GenBank genome assembly